This is a messenger RNA of Exophiala xenobiotica, 2484 nucleotides long. RefSeq lists its product as uncharacterized. The coding region runs from base 71 to 2299 and encodes 742 amino acids. The record is from RefSeq and is a predicted model, not a curated record. Lineage: Eukaryota; Fungi; Ascomycota; Eurotiomycetes; Chaetothyriales; Herpotrichiellaceae. The transcript has 4 exons. Gene Ontology annotation, molecular function: RNA binding; translation initiation factor activity; translation initiation factor binding. Gene Ontology annotation, cellular component: eukaryotic translation initiation factor 3 complex. Gene Ontology annotation, biological process: translational initiation.
GACGACAGCAUCGGGAAUUUGUACAUUCUUUCACAUCCAGGUGCCCACGAUCAUUGCCAAUACCGCAAUCAUGGCUCCGGGAUUUGAUCAGCUCUCCGAUCACGAUUUCGAAGACGAAAUCGAAGACAUCGACUUCAGCGACCUCAAAGAACGAUAUGAUGUGCGCAUGGAAGAAGGUCUCGAUACCUUUGUCGUGAUCGACGGGCUACCUAUUGUCAACGCCGACCAAAAAUCGAAACUCGUCAAAUUCUUGCUGAAAAGACUAAAUUCGGUCGGGAGAAUAAAGGAUGGCGAAGAAUCGAUCUUCAUGCCUAUGAACGAUCAGGGCAUGUCCGAGGGUUUUGCAUUCGUCGAAUACCAGACCCCAGAGCAAGCGGUGGCCGCCACGAAACAACUCCAUGGUGUCGCCCUCGACAAGAGACAUACCCUAGCCGUCAACAAGCUCACCGAUAUUGAGAAAUAUGGUAGAGAAGGAAGAAUUGAUGAACAAUAUGUCCCUCCAGAAAUCGAACCUUUCUCAGACCGAGAACAUCUCAGAUCAUGGCUUUUCGACGCUGCCGCCCGAGAUCAAUUUGCCAUGUUCCGUGGCGACAAGGUCGGCGUGUUUUGGAAUAACAAGAAGGAGCCCCCUGAAAUGGUAGUCGACCGGACACACUGGACACAACUAUUCGUAUCCUGGUCACCGUAUGGAACGUAUCUUGCGUCAGUACAUCAACAGGGAGUGCAAUUGUGGGGUGGAUCUUCCUUCAAGAGAAUCAGGCAAUUUCCUCAUCCUUUUGUCAGCCUUGUCGAAUUCUCCCCAGGCGAAAACUACAUAACGACAUGGUCCCAUCAGCCAAUUGUGGUGGAGGAAGGAAAAAGCCCUCUUACCCUUGAUGAAGAAGGCAAGCAUAUUGUCAUCUGGGAUAUCAGGACGGGCAAACCUCUGCGAUCUUUUGUCGCCCACGACCUUACCCCUCCUCCAGGCACCGACCCUACUGCCCUCCCUGCAAAAGCAAAGGUACAAUGGCCAGCUUUCAAAUGGUCUGCUGAUGAGAAAUAUGUGGCGAGAAUGAAGCCGCAUGAAAGUAUCUCUAUUUACGAAGCGCCAAGAAUGAACCUACUCGACAAGACGUCAGUGAAAGCCGAAGGAAUCGUGGACUUCGAAUGGGCCCCGGCAAUCACCCAACGAGAAGGUGUCAAGACAUACGAAUCACUUCUCUGCUACUGGACACCGGAAAUGGGUUCCAACCCCGCCAAGGUCGCCCUGAUGUCUGUUCCUUCCAAGGAAAUUGUCCGGACGAGAAACCUGUUCAACGUUACGGAUGCGAAACUGCAUUGGCAGUCUGACGCGAAGUUCAUUUGUGUCAAGGUCGACCGGCACUCCAAAUCCAAGAAGUCCCUGGCCACGAACCUCGAGAUUUUCCGCAUCAAAGAGAAGGGCGUCCCUGUGGAAGUCGUGGACAGCCUGAAAGACACAGUCAUCAACUUUGCAUGGGAGCCCAAGGGUGACCGCUUUGUGCUGAUCACCGCUGGCGAAGCUGUUGCAGGCUCAAAUGUCCUGCCCAAGACCUCUGUACAGUUCUUCGCCCCUGAAAAGGUCAAGGGUGCAGGCACUGGAGCAUUCAAGCACGCCCGCACAUUUGACAAGAAGAAUAGCAAUGGCAUCUACUGGUCACCUAAGGGUCGAUUCGUGGUUGUCGCCACUGUCAGCGUGCAACAGCAUUCUGAUCUCGACUUCUACGACCUCGACUACGAAGGCGAAAAGCCUGAGAGCGAGGCACAUCUGAAUGCCAAUCUGAUGCUCAUGAAUUCCGAGGACCAUUAUGGCAUGACGGACGUAGAAUGGGAUCCCACGGGCAGAUACGUCACCACUAGUGCCAGUGUCUGGACACAUCAGAUGGAGAACGGCUACAAGCUGUGGACAUUCUAUGGCCAACUCCUGGCUGAAGCACCGACGGAGAAAUUCAAACAGCUGCUAUGGCGUCCUCGACCGCCAACAAUGCUGUCAAAGGAGGAACAACGUACGAUUCGACGCAAUCUGCGUGAGUAUUCCAGAGAGUUUGAAGAGCUCGAUAAGGAAAUGGAGGAGGGUGCCAACCUGGCUGUUGUCGAGGCCAGACGGAGAUUGUACAUGGAGUGGUACAGCUGGGUGGCUCAAGAGAAGGAGCUGCUCAAGGAGGAACGAGAGGAAUUGGGCUUACCAGAUCCAGAGGCUGAGCUGCAACUCCAACGCAUUAAGAGUCAAGACGAGGAAGAGAAGGUCGUGGAGGAGGUCGUGGAAGAGGUCAUCGAGGAGACAGAGGAAAUUGUGCAGUAGAUUCGUGCAGCAAUACUGGACGGUCAUGCAUAGCACGCCUGCAGCUAAGCGAUGAUGGGAGAAGUGCAUAUGAGAAUGGUCCUCAACGUCCUGUCGGGCAUGUAGGUGUGUUCCUCUUAUAGUGCAUCGAAGAGCGAAAAAAGCAAAAAAAGCACGAGUUGCCAUUACACACACCUAUCACUGGC